Messenger RNA from Polyodon spathula (Mississippi paddlefish), 5546 nucleotides. Its product is annotated as estrogen receptor beta-like. Gene Ontology annotation, molecular function: zinc ion binding; nuclear receptor activity; steroid binding. Gene Ontology annotation, biological process: regulation of DNA-templated transcription; cellular response to estradiol stimulus; estrogen receptor signaling pathway. The transcript has 9 exons. Gene Ontology annotation, cellular component: nucleus. The record is from RefSeq and is a predicted model, not a curated record. NCBI's taxonomy places the organism in Eukaryota, Metazoa, Chordata, Actinopteri, Acipenseriformes, Polyodontidae. The coding region runs from base 171 to 1880 and encodes 569 amino acids.
ACCUACAGUAUAGCCAGACUCUGCAGUUAACCGUAUGUUAAUUUUUCGGGACUAUCGCUCUCCACUUUUUUGGCUGCGUGCUGCAGUAUUUUCAAAAAUCAGAGAAAUAAGCCUUUUUGCAGAAGUUGAGCCUCAGAAAUACAGUAGUUCAGCCUGAGACAGAGAAAACGAUGAUCCAGUCACCAGAAAGAAGCUCCUGUAACCAAAGCAAAAAGCCUGGGCCUGCUUUAAAUAUGACAGAUUUGCCAAAUACAGAACCCCACUUGCUGCAGCUACAAGGUGUUGGAUCAAGCAAAGUGUCAGGAAUGACCUGCUCUCCGGGAAUCAGUUGCCCUAUUUCACACCUCGGGGCGAUGCCUGCAUUGAUGAUGGAACGACAUGCUGUUUGCAUCCCUUCCCCAUACAGGGAUAGCAACCACGAUUGCACAGCACUGGCAUUUUAUAGCCCUUCGAUGCUUGGGUACAGUGGGCACAGUAAUGGCAGCAUUCUGGACAGCCCGACAGUAAGGCCGUGUUUGAGCCCCUCUGCAUUCUGGCAUCCACCAAGCGAUAUUUCCUCAUUAGCCCUUGACUGCCAGCAGAUGCAUACAGAUCCUCCAAGGAGCCCUUGGAAAGAGGAGAGAUCGACAGUGCAAAUACUGUCAGUGAGCAGCAAGGAAAGUAGCAGAAUAAUGAAGAAUUCAGAAGAUCAGGCCAACCCCACUGGGCGCUGCUCGGGUUCGAAACAGGCCAUGCACUACUGCACAGUGUGCAAUGACUUUGCCUCAGGUUAUCACUACGGGGUCUGGUCGUGCGAGGGGUGCAAAGCGUUCUUUAAAAGGAGCAUCCAAGGGCACAACGAUUAUAUCUGCCCAGCUACACAUCAGUGCACCAUAGACAAGAACAGGAGGAAAAGCUGCCAAGCAUGCCGGCUGAGAAAGUGCUAUGAAGUUGGAAUGAUGAAAUGCGGUACAAGAAGAGAGCGUUCUAAUUAUCGCAUUGUACGACACAGGCGUCUUUCUCAAGGCCAAGUGCAGCCCAGUGGUAAAGCCAUCAAAACCAGUGAAAGUGGCUUACUGCAGAUGAGGAGGAUUCACUGCAGUUCUCUGAGCCCUGAAAUGCUAAUUUCUUCAGUAUUAGAGGCUGAACCGCCUGAGAUUUAUUUGAUGAGCUAUCCCAUGAAGCCAUUCACUGAGGUCACCAUGAUGACAUCAUUAACCAGCCUUGCAGACAAGGAACUAGUUCACAUGGUCAGCUGGGCCAAAAAAAUUCCAGGGUUUACGGAGUUCAGUGUGUAUGACCAGGUACACCUAUUGGAGUGCUCCUGGUUAGAGGUGCUGAUGGUAGGGCUGAUGUGGAGAUCUGUUAAUCAUCCAGGGAAUCUCGUCUUUGCAACUGACCUUAUUUUAAAAAGGGACGAAGGGAACUGUGUGGAAGGGCUGCUGGAGCUUUUCGACAUGCUUCUGGCUACAAUUUCAAGGUUUCGAGAGCUGAAUCUGCAGCAAGAGGAGUAUCUCUGCCUCAAGGUCAUGGUCCUCCUCAACUCCACUAUGUUCCCUGGUCCCUCAGAGAAGCCAGAAGAAAUUGAAAGUAGAGAUAAGCUGCUUAAACUUCUGGAUGCAGUCACUGAUGCUUUAGUCUGGGUUAUUUCAAAGAAGGGACUCUCUUUUCAGCAGCAGUCAGCACGCCUGGCUAACAUCCUGAUGCUGCUCUCCCACAUCAGACAUGCAAGUAACAAAGGUAUUGAGCACCUCUACAGCAUAAAGUCUAAAAGUGUAGUGCCUUUCCGUGAAUUGCUGCUGGAGAUGCUGCACACCUACUCUCUGCACUUCCGCAGAAUACCAUCCAUCACGACAUCAGAGUGCAGCCCAGAGGAACAAACCAAGGAGCCCAUCAUCUGAUCAAAGCCAGAAGUAUUUUGCUAGGUAGUAACCCUGCCCAAGUGCCAAACAUGCAAUGGAAGGAUGUAAGUGUCAAUUAAUAAAACAAUAUCAAUGCUGGUACUGCGAAACCUAACCAUCUGUCAGUGCAGAUAAGGGACAUUAUUGAUUCUCCCUGAUUAAGCAAAGCAGUGGUUCUGGUAGUGAACUCACUUUAACCCAAGAUCCAAUCACAGAAACAUCAAGCAUAUUAUUGAAGGUGCUUCCAAUACCAGAUUAAAUCAUCAGUUGAACAGAUAGCAUCUUAUUUGUCCUUCGAUAAACAAUACGUCCAGUGAUCGGCAACAAAAGGAUUUAUAUCUUACCUCAAUCCAUUACGCCUCCUCCUCCCCAGCCUCCACCUGCUUUUAAUGGGGAAGGGCAGCUUUCCUGCCCCCAUGCCCAUGGCUUUCCUAUGGUUAGCCUCUUUACUUAUCUGCAAGCUAAUUUAUGAGCAGGGGUACUUCAAAAGGCGAGGCCAAAGAAUGUAGUAAUGUUGCCUAGUGUGAUUUAAUAAAUAUUCUGUCGCAUGACUGAGUUUAUGUUCUUUCCUCCAGACAUAUCUUGCACGUCGGACCAGACCCCUCCCCCGUCACUAUGAAUUCAUGCAUUCUUUUUACUGUUGGGUUGUUUAAGGAACACAGACCUCUACCAAAGUUAUCUGGGUUUAAGUCUCAGAUCAGAUGCACUUCCCUUCGAUCUCCCUUAUAUAAAAGCAGCUUCAAACUUGGAAAUUGAACCAGAGGUUACAUUCGUUUUCCAAAAUGAGGACCACCAUCAAAGGCUCCCAUAUGUAUUGAUGCACAUACUGUGAUUGUAAUUCAGUAAAGCCUACCUUGUCAGCCGUGGUAUUUAAGAGCCGAAGUGACCAUUAUUAAAAAGACUAAUGCAAAUAUAAAUGUAGAAAUAUGGUAGCAUCCGUUUUAUCUCCUUUGUUAAUGGUAGGAUAGAAACUGAAAAUAUCGGUACCUACUGUAAGUGGAGAUUACUCAGAUAGUCACUGUACUAGCAACAGAAUGCAAUACUUCAUACUAAUUAAAUAGGAUGCAUUAUAAAUAGUGGCUUAUCUGUAGCAACUUGUUUCUCAGAAGAAGUAUUUUAUUCUUUAUAUGACCAAUUUUGGCACAAAAAAGAAAAUAGAUCUAUUAUUAAUGAUUGUGCAAAAUUAUUACAUUUUCUGUGAUCUUGCAUAACAUCCUAUCCCACAUUACCCUUUUUGUUUUGCUGUAACUUGGCAAAUCAAAAUGCUAAAUAAUUAAAUAAAUUAAUAGUAAUGAUAAAGUCUAUCCAGGUUUUAUUGUCCUUUUAAGCUAGACGUCAGCGUGACGAUAAUAAGCAGCCAUGUCUUGAUGAUGCUGUUGUUUAGCAGGACAGCUAUGCAAAGAGGUCUGCAGAAUUGUUUUCAUCAAACAGAAACGCAUGAAAGGAACUGUUCCACUGAAAAUUCCUAAUGCGUCUAGCAGAGAUGUAAAGGAAUGGCCAUGGGUUCAAGAGUCAAGCACUCCUUAUUAUAUAUUCUGCUGGACCUCAGACAGGUACUACCAGCAUAUAGUCAUAUAGACAACUAGACGGGCAUCAUUGUCGAGGAUCAGGCAGCCAUUAUGAUCAACUGUUACAUUGAUCAUUAAAUAAACAAGUCCUUUGAACGGCAGCUCACAUUCUCAAAACAAGCAAGAAUAAACCCUCUCCUGUUUGUCAGCUAAGCGUUUAGGAUGAGGUAAUUAUUGUUAGCCCCACGUGUAAACUGGUGACUCAGAAGGCUUGUUUUAAUCCCAGGAAUGCUGAUGUAAGCCGGUUGCAGUUUAUCCAUUCAGACGAUCUGCAUUCAUGCUGCUCUUAAUAUAAUGUGUAUGGGAUAUUGAAGUCAUGCUGUGCCUAGGUGCAGUACAUAUCCUAUGUAGUUCUUUUUUCAUCUGUAAACCAAAUAUGCAAUUAUCUGCUGAUACAGUUGAGACAGAAGUCAGGGUAGAAUGCAUUUGUUGCUAGACUAGUAACUACUAGACUAGACUGGACGGUUUUGCUGAGUUGUAGUUGCAAGCAACAUAUUCCUUUGUUUGUCAAUACUUUUAAAAGAAAAACAGACAUUUUAAAUAUGAUAACAGAUUGUGUAAAGAGGUGUAAUGGCUUUAACAGUUUGCCUAUUGUUAUGACAUGCCUGCCUCUACAACUUGUUUUAAAAAAAAUAAAUUAGUGACUUUAAAUAGUGAUUUUCUUUUUUUAAUUAAUACAGUAUUUAGCUGUUUUUAAAUUGAAUGUUUAUACAGAAAGUAAAUUCAUUAGUUCAUUAUAUUAAACCUAGUUAUUUAUUUUUAUCACGCAAUCAACUGAUGAAAACCGAACCUAUCUGGAGAGCAUCUAAAUUUAAACACAUUGAUUUGCUUUGCUUCAUUUGUUCUAGAUGUGUGUAAUAACAAGACAUUGGAAAUGGUCCUUAAAUAAUAAGUAUGUUUCUUCUGUUUUCCAAUUGCUGUAGACUGAAAAGCUCAUGUGGUUUCGUCGUUCAAGACAGGAGUGGGAGUCAUUAUUUUGGCUUCUCUGGCUUUAUACGGUACUACACAAUUGUCACAUGAUUUUCUGGAAUGAGAAAAUAUAUCAAACACCUGCUUGAGCAUGAUUUAUAUAAAUGAAUGACAGCUACAUUAAAAAAAAAAAAAUACGCAUUGUGAUGUUGACAUAUAAAGAUAUUUUCUGACAGAAAGACUACUGUGUUUCAAUGUCUUGAUUUACUUGCCAAAGACCAAACUGAAUAAGGCAAUUUGCUCUAAAUUAGAAGAGAUACCAGGAACAGUAUAUGGAGAAUAAUGUGUUUGUUUUUUUUUCUAGCUUGUUAGUUUAUGUAGACUUGGGUUUUGUGCAAUGUAGAAAAGGGAACCAAUUAUUACAACAGUUGUUAAUUACACGUUGAGGCCAGUAAACAGGCACAGGAAUACUAUUUCCAGUUUUUAAAAUACAAGACCGUCCGUUCUAAGAAUAAUAUUCAAGACAGCCGCUGGGUAAUUUGAUUGCACUAGCUGACGAAUGCAUUGCUAGGAGCUUUCCAAAGCCAGUGACAGGCAUUGGCCUCUGUUGGAUUGCAUCAUUUUGAUUAUCUCUGGCAAUGUUGUCAAGCACUUAUAACAACUUGUAUCUCUAGUCACUAAAUACGUUACGCUGGUGCUUUAAUGUUAUCCUGUGAAAACCUGUGGUUAGGGUCAGCUGAUUUUAGGGGCCUCUUGCUCUCAAAUGACAUCAACAUGUCUAAGCAGCUGCGCUUGUUCAGACCAGCUGACCGACUCAUUCAGAUUUCAAUGUAUAGAAAUUCAGCCAGCUGCUACCCUGUACAUGAAGUGCAGUUAAGUGCUUUUGCAUACUUUCAUUGCAUCAAUACGUUUUGGUGCCAAAAGCAAAACUACGACAUGCAUCCAAGCCUGUUCCCCUGCCCCGCUCAUUUCUUGAGCAUAGAGUUCUCAAAAACAUGAUAAAGAAGUCCUUGUAGCAUUUUAACACGGGAGAUAGGGGACUGCCAAGUAAUCCUUCUUUAAUCUGUCUCGUUUCAGACAGCUGAAACUGCUUUUGUAUCUAAUGCUAAACGUGUUUCAUUCACUUUCAACAAACCUUUUACUACUUUUGUUUUAUAAAGAAUAACUAUCCAUUUAUGUUGGUCACUAA